CUGAACUUGCGCAAAAAUGUUUCGAUCUCGAUGAGUCAAGCGUCAAAAACGUGCAAUGCCAUCUAAAUGCAAAUGCGUCAAUUUAUCAGCCCUUCUCUGCAUUUGACAAAUCGUAAAAAUUAAUAAAUUUGCGUUUGGCUGUGUUCAUCAAAAUCAUUAAAAACGACGGUAUCGGCGAAUCCAACUGGACUUGGGAGCACAAUGGCAGCCAGCGACUCAGCGGGCGACGAUUCUUUGUACCCGAUCGCAGUUUUAAUUGAUGAACUAAAAAAUGAAGACGUUCAGCUUCGUCUUAACUCCAUCAAAAAACUGUCCACAAUCGCAUUGGCACUUGGAGUUGAAAGGACUAGGAAGGAGCUGAUACCUUUCCUCACAGAAACAAUUUAUGAUGAGGAUGAAGUUCUCUUAGCACUUGCAGAGCAGUUAGGGCAGUUCAUCACUUUGGUAGGAGGCCCUGAAUACGCCUACUGCCUUUUGCCACCUUUGGAAAGCCUAGCAACAGUUGAAGAAACAGUUGUAAGGGACAAGGCUGUUGAAUCUCUCAGAGCUGUAGCCCAGCAACAUACUCCAGCCGAUCUAGAAAAUCAUUUUGUGCCCUUGGUAUUGAGAUUAGCUACUGGUGACUGGUUUACCUCUAGGACCUCUGCUUGUGGACUGUUUUCGGUUUGUUAUCCACGUGUAUCGGCCACAAUGAAAUCAGAGCUUAGGAAAAGAUUUACGGAUUUAUGUCAAGAUGACACUCCCAUGGUGAGGCGAGCGGUGGCUACCAAGUUAGGUGAAUUAGCCCAAGUGGUGGAUUUGGAGCAUCUGAAGUCUGACUUGAUACCAUUGUUUGUUCAUCUGGCACAGGACGAACAGGAUUCCGUGAGGUUGUUGGCUGUAGAAGCUUGUGUUAAUAUUGCAACACUUUUACCACAAGAAGAUGUAGACCAGCUUGUAAUGCCAACUCUCAGACAGUGUACAGGUGACCAAUCAUGGAGAGUGCGCUACAUGGUGGCCGAUAAAUUUACGGAACUGCAGAAAGCCGUCGGUCCGGAAAUAACAAGAAGUGAUCUAGUUCCAGCCUUCCAAAGUCUUUUGAAAGAUUCGGAAGCCGAAGUCAGAGCCGCAGCCGCAAACAAAGUUAAAGAUUUCUGCCAGAAUUUAGAUAAAACUCAUCAGGAAACUAUCAUUAUGAACAACAUCCUGCCUUGUGUAAAAGAACUGGUGACCGAUGUCAAUCAACACGUCAAGUCCGCCCUUGCUUCAGUUAUUAUGGGGCUGAGUCCAAUUCUAGGCAGACACAAUACCAUCGAACAUUUACUACCACUUUUCCUAACCCAACUUAAAGACGAAUGUUCCGAAGUUAGAUUAAACAUAAUAUCGAAUCUAGAUUGUGUCAAUGAAGUUAUUGGAAUACAACAACUUUCACAAUCUCUCUUACCUGCCAUUGUCGAAUUGGCAGAGGACUCAAAAUGGAGAGUUAGAUCUGCAAUUAUUGAGUACAUGCCUCUUUUAGCUGGACAGUUGGGGAGAGAAUUCUUCGAUGAAAAAUUAAAUACACUUUGUAUGACAUGGUUAAUGGAUCACGUGUUUGCUAUAAGAGAAGCAGCUACCUUGAACCUAAGAAAAUUGGUAGAUCAGUUCGGUGCCGAAUGGGCUGAAAAUACGAUCAUUCCUAAAGUAUUAGCGAUGUCCCGAGAUCAAAAUUACCUUUACCGUAUGACUUGUCUGUUCUGCAUCAAUGUUCUGGCGGAAGCAUGUGGCAGUGAUAUUACCACAAGAUUACUUCUUCCUACAGUUCUUUUUAUGGCAAGUGACAAAGUAGCAAAUGUAAGGUUCAAUGUUGCAAAAACCCUGCAAAAAAUUGCUCCACAGCUAGACCAAGCUGUUAUACAACCUCAAGUAAAACCAAUCUUAGACAAACUUAAUGUAGAUUCUGAUAUUGACGUUAAAUAUUCAGCUUCUGAAGCUAUCGCAGGCAUUACUGCCUUAGGAUGAAGACAAACUGGAAUGUGAAAAUAAUCAUACAAAUGAGCUGACAGAAAGAUACAGAAUGAAACAUUAUUAUACAUAAUAAAAUAUUAAUUACAGUAGAUCUUAAUAUCUGUCUGUUGUGCUUUAAUAUUAUUUAAGGAAAUUGUAACAUAGAGAACCUUUGACAAGUAUAAUGUUAAAUUCAUACGAUACCAGUUCACCCUUUGUGUUAUCUGAAACUUCAUGAGGUUCAAAAAACUGCAUUCAUUUUAUCCAAAACAAUUCUUUAUUUUGUAUUAUAGCAGGUUAUUCUUAAUAAAAUUUUCUUCUUAA
Messenger RNA from Harmonia axyridis, 2289 nucleotides. It is a transcript of the gene Pp2A-29B, whose product is annotated as serine/threonine-protein phosphatase 2A 65 kDa regulatory subunit A alpha isoform. Gene Ontology annotation, biological process: protein dephosphorylation. NCBI's taxonomy places the organism in Eukaryota, Metazoa, Arthropoda, Insecta, Coleoptera, Coccinellidae. The transcript has 9 exons. Gene Ontology annotation, molecular function: protein phosphatase regulator activity; protein binding. Gene Ontology annotation, cellular component: cytoplasm; protein phosphatase type 2A complex. The record is from RefSeq and is a predicted model, not a curated record. The coding region runs from base 202 to 1980 and encodes 592 amino acids.